GCAUCUCUCAAUCUUUCAUCUUCGUCAUUUCGAUUCAUUCAAAUUUUGUUACUAAUUGCCGGUGCUCCUCGUGUAAUAAGUUUCCAGAAAGUCUUAUUAUUAUUUAUUGCGUCUUGUUGGCUUUUUGACGUGCUAAUUUUAAACCUAAUUUACCUGAAAAUAUAAAUAUACUAAUAGGAAUUUCAAAACCACAAUAAUGACAGUGGACGAAGGAAUUGAUAUAACCAAGGCUGGCGAUCGGGGUGUCCUUAAACGAAUUAUCAAUGAGGGCGAAGGAUCAGACACUCCUAGCGCCGGUUGUCAGGUCACUGUACAUUACACUGGAACGCUCUUAGAUGGCACAAAAUUCGAUUCAAGCAAAGAUAGAAACGAACCGUUCGAAUUUGUUCUGGGGAAAGAUUCCGUGAUAAAGGCAUGGGAAAUCGGCGUGGCAACGAUGAAGAAGGGAGAAGUGUGUGUGCUGACCUGCGCACCAGAGUAUGCUUACGGCUCGACUGGCAGCUCUCCUAAAAUACCCCCAAAUGCGACGUUGCAAUUUGAGAUCGAAAUGAUAGAAUGGAAAGCGGAAGAUUUAAGUCCAAACAAGAACAAAGGUAUCCUUCGGCACAUCAUCGAACAGGGAUCCGGUAACGACAACCCCAACGAUGGCGCUCAGGUCACAGUGGAACUCGAAGGGAAGCUUCAAGACGGCAAGGUAUUCGACACGCGCACCGUGUCGUUCAGCCUCGGCGAGGGCAGCGAGAGCAAUAUCUGCGAGGGCGUCGAGAGAGCUCUGGAAAGGUUCACACUCGGAGAGAAGUCACGAUUAACCUUGCAACCUAAGUAUGCGUAUAAAGCAGAGGGGAAUACUGAAAUGGGCGUACCUCCGAACUCGGUAGUUGAAUACACAGUGAAGUUAGUGAGCUUCGAGAGGGCCAAGGAGUCGUGGUCGAUGGAUGCCGAAGAGAAGUUGCAGCAGUCCAGCAUAUGGAAGGAGAAAGGAACGGACUAUUUCAAAGCUAGCAAAUACCAGCUCGCUAUCAAGAAGUAUAAAAAGGUUGUUACCCUGUUGGGAGACCUGCCUGAAGAUGCAAACGAAUCUGAUGAGCACAGAGAGCAAGCUAAACAAUUGCUGCUCUCUGCUCACUUGAACUUAGCUCUGGUAUACCUCAAGGUGACCCCGGCCCACCAUUACAAGGCGCGGGAACAUGCAGCGAAGGCUGUUCAAUUCGACCCACAAAACGUGAAGGGUCUGUUCCGGCUCGGACAAGCGCUUCUGGGUCUGGGGGAAGUGGAACAGGCAAUAGAGAAGUUCCAGAAAGUUAUCGAGCUUGAGCCACAGAACAAGGCUGCGGCAAAUCAGCUGAUCGUGUGUCGGAACGAAAUCGCGCUGCAGAAGAAACGCGAGAUGCAGCUCUAUGCCAACAUGUUCGACAAGUUCGCCAUCAGAGACACGCAGGCGGAGAAACAAAGAGCUAAGGCGGAAAUCGAUAUCAUCGGUGAGAAAGUAGGCGAGUGGGGUAAAGGAGAAGGCGAGUGGACCGACGAGCAGAGAGACAGGAAACCAACAGAGUUUGAAAAGGAGAAUCCCAACAUUCUCUUGUUGGAUAAGGACGGACAGUUUGAGAACAUGUGAUCUUCUAAAUCGUAAAUGUACCGAUCAAACAGAUUUGCUUACUAGUUUAACGUUAUGCUCGAUUUUAACAAAAAUAAUUUGUCUUAAAUUUGAGCAGUUUGAAUUACAUUGAAUACAGCUUUAACAAUAUUUAAAACACAUUAUCGAUCUUAUGUGUGCAUGUAGGUAUAUAAAGUGUGUGUUUAUGUUUAUUCAAAUGUCACCAAAGUCCACUAUAAAGAAAACAUUACCAUAUUAUUAUAAAUGCAAAUCUCGUUUGGUCAAGUACCUCACGCAAGUUGAAUGUAGAUCUCCGCACCAAAAUGUAAUUUACGAUGUAAGUUAAUUUGUUUCUACAAUAUUUGUAGGUAUGUAUCAUUAUAGCUUGGCUGGAUCGGUUCUGGAAUAUUUCGUUUUAAUUGAGAAUUAAUAACCGUUGUGGUAACAAUAGUUUUUACAAAUUAGGAAUCUUUGAAAUAAUUGUUAAUCUAGUUACUUUUAAGUCCAUUUAUUAUUCAAGAAACGAUUCGUUUGGCUAACGAGGCGUUAUACAGAUCCUACUUACAGAUCAGAAGGAUGCAAAUAACGGAUAGCAGGGUAAAUGUAGGAACAUUUAUAGAUAUAGUUAGAUGCGUGCUGACCAUGCACAUUAGCGAAUGGAAAAAAGAUGAUUUUUUUUUCAUUCCUCCGUGAUGAGAACUGAAUUUUCUGUACUAACUCUGUAUAUAUUGUAUCUUUAUUGACAAUUCUACUAUCCGAAAGCAAAACGAAUCGUUUUUCAAUAAUAUUCAGGUUCUAAUAAACUUGAGAAAUGCCGGUAUUUAGAUUCAGUUUAUCUGUAUUCAAAGAAAUAAUCUUCCGGUUGAUUCUGGUUUUAAAAUUUACCUGAUUAGUUUAUAUCAAGUACUAAAAUAGUUUAUAAGCCUUUAUAUACUUACAUUCUGCUGUUGUUUUUGAGGUAAUUACUGUUUUUAACAUAGAUUAUUAAAUAAACUUCCAUAAUUAUUGUCAUCUAACUAUGAAACAUUUUGUCAGGUACUUCGAGGUAGUAAUUUGUGUAUAUAAGUGUGUUCAUCAUAGUUUGACUUUUCUGUAUGUGAAACAAUGAAUUUACAAAUAAAUUGUUAUGAGAACUUA
Messenger RNA from Nymphalis io (European peacock), 2731 nucleotides. It is a transcript of the gene Fkbp59, whose product is annotated as FK506-binding protein 59. Lineage: Eukaryota; Metazoa; Arthropoda; Insecta; Lepidoptera; Nymphalidae. Bases 197 to 1615 code for a protein of 472 amino acids. The transcript is spliced from 7 exons. Gene Ontology annotation, molecular function: protein binding; peptidyl-prolyl cis-trans isomerase activity. The record is from RefSeq and is a predicted model, not a curated record.